CACGAAUGAAAGCGACACUCAAGACGUCACAAAAGUUAUGGUACUUGGCUUCAGAUAAUCACCAGGUCCGAUAUGCAGUCAGUGUUUCAUUGGGGAACCUCGAUUCCUAAACCCAAACGGAUCGGUGGUCCUAGAAGCCAUGGAGCCUGUGGUUCGUGUAGAAAGUCUCAUCUCAAGUGCGACGAGACAAGGCCCUCGUGUAAACGAUGUGCAGUGAUGGGGUAUUCUUGCGAGUACAAGCAGUGGCAGAAGAAAGCAGGACGACCUAUCACAUGCCGUGCAACGCAACGCACCAUACUUCCCGCAACGGAUGCUAAGAUCAUGACUAACGAUAGAGUCUCUGGUCCGUCCACAACCGACUUCUCCGAGUCUGCUGAGUCAUCGCCUCAGGACUCGCCCAGAUGCCACGUUCAAAUACAAUGGCGAUACAGCGGAGCAUCCGAAGAACAGGUGCAUCCACACGAGAUGAUACUUUCGGGUCAACUGGAUAUUCCCAGGGCUCCUAUCCCGAUCAACCUCUUCACCAUACAUAUGCCGUUCAAGUCUAGGGAACUUUUCCAUUAUUUCUACAAGGCUGAUCAAGCCCUGGAAGUGAUUGGCCACAAGCAACACCAAGAUUGUUUAGUAUCUGUAAUGGAACACGCUCAUGCGUUUCGCAAUGCUCUUCUAAUAGCAAGUCUUCACUAUACGUUAAAUACGGGCAACUCGCAACAUUUUCAAUCGACAUUCUUAUUUCAUAAACUUCAGACUAUCCGCAUGGUUAAUGACUGGCUUGUGAAUCAGACAUCUGAAUCAGUCACAUGCAUCAUCAGACAGAUCGCGUCCCUCUGCUUCGUGGAGCUCUGCCUUGGUGAGAUUGCUAAUGCCGAGACUCACCUCAAUGGCAUCGUUAGCCUCCUGAAACAAAUAGGUCCAUGUGGCACCAAUGAGUCAGAUCCCACCCAGCAAGAGUUAGCCGACCGGUAUUUUAUCUUUACAUACACCCUUGUUGCCGGAUUCAAAGGUAGACUUGGGGCACUCUUACGCAUAAAUUCGCAAAGGAAUGUCUAUGACCUUAGUCAACAGGAGACCCUUGACAUGACAUAUACUAUCACGCGUUCUGAAGUUUCUACGGGCGGCUUACGCAUUAAACUAUCUGCUAUUCGGCUAUUACCGUCACUUCUGGCUCCCAUACCUCUAGGGUCAACACUGAAGGAUAUCAAUGGACUUGGAACCAUAAUAAGUCUUCGAAGCAUGACUGACAAGGUUGAUGAAGCCCGGAAAGAGUAUUUUACGGAGGUAGAAUCUUUGAGAGGUGUUUUCGAUGCAGCCUGGGCUACAGGCGCAGCUUCCCAAGUGCUGGCGAACUACGUGGCUUCUCACAUCCAGUCGACUUCGAUCCACGACACUCAAACCCCACCACUUGAUUUUCCCUACAGAUUCACAACAACAUGUUGUGCCAUGUACAUUGCUACGAAUCUAUAUAUGCACCGCGUACUUGGAAUCUGUGACCCUGGAGUCAUUGAACGAAGUACGUCUGAACAUAUGAUGUAUCUGUACAGGCGCGACCUCAGCAGAAUGUAUGCGCGUUGGAAGUAUGACCCCGGGCAUGACGGAGAUUUUAUAUUUUGGCAGCUGAUGAUUGGAGCAAUCCAUAUCUGCGCAUAUGAACCAGACUCAGACGUGGCGGUGUUUUUCAGUUGCAGUAUACGGGACUGGAGUCGGAGGGUUGGCAUCAAGCAGUGGCUAAACGCUAGAGCGGCAUUGAUGAGGGUCACUUGGCCAGUCAUGCCUGAGGAGGGGAGUCCAGCGCAGCUGGUCUGGGAUAAAGCCCAUGGUGUGUAAUGUGUAUGAUAUUUGCUGAUUUCCUAGUCGACAACUUCUUCCUUCCACGUAAGUCACCUUUUUCGCUAGCAUUCGACUUCAACGCUUAUUAAAUUCUUGUCAAGGCUGCUGGGAGCAAAACGCCUUAGCCAUCGCCAGCAGCAA
Messenger RNA from Fusarium oxysporum Fo47, 1968 nucleotides. Its product is annotated as Zn(II)2Cys6 transcription factor domain-containing protein. The record is from RefSeq and is a predicted model, not a curated record. Gene Ontology annotation, molecular function: zinc ion binding; DNA-binding transcription factor activity, RNA polymerase II-specific; transcription cis-regulatory region binding. NCBI's taxonomy places the organism in Eukaryota, Fungi, Ascomycota, Sordariomycetes, Hypocreales, Nectriaceae. Gene Ontology annotation, cellular component: nucleus. Gene Ontology annotation, biological process: positive regulation of transcription by RNA polymerase II. The coding region runs from base 73 to 1824 and encodes 583 amino acids. The transcript is spliced from 6 exons.